ACAUCAAUACUAGUACUAGUGCUCUGAUCGGACCUGUUCUUACUGGCAUAUGGAAUCAGACUACCUUUCUUGAGCCGUCGACGUUGACAUAAACAUGCUGAGUGCCGUAGGCAGUCUCGUUCCUUCCCCUACAAUCGACCUGGGUCUUGCCAAAGGAUCCAUCAUAAGUCCAGCGACCCGCGCUGCUCUCAACUUUCAGUAUGCAUCGUUAAGAAACAUCAACCACUGUCCAACUGGCAUGUACAUCACUCCUUCGGUGGAGAGCACCCUGGUGUGGGACGCCGUUCUCUUUGUGCACAAAGGGUACUAUCAGGAUUCUGUGCUGAAAUUCACCAUAACGUUUCCCAACGACUAUCCUGAACGACCCCCAACGGUGCGAUACUUGACGGACAUUUUCCAUCCCCUCGUCGACCCCCGGACUGGGGCUUACAGUCUUAUACCGCGAUUCCGGCCAUGGAGACCCAAAGAACAUCAAAUACAUCAUAUUCUGCAUUUUAUCAAGAGCACGUUCAAGGAGCCCACUCUAGACAAGCUCCGCGAGGAAGAUGUUCUAAACAAGGAAGCCUUCAAGCUCUAUCGCGACAAUCGAACCUCUUUUGCGACUUUAGCGAAGCAAUCCGCAGAGCUAUCUCAAUCUCCCAGUGCUCUCUAUGACACUUCAGGUUCAAAGAAGAACCACUCGUUACGGUUCACUCCUUUGAAACCAAACGAAGUCGACGAAGUACUAGUAGUCCUCUCCAUUCAUACAGAGGGAUCAAUUUGAGCGGUCAUGCAUUCAUGGGUCAUCAAUGAAGCUAAGUAUGGGUAUACUAAUCAUCCAUACACCAUUUGUAUCCACACUUACUGUGGAGGUUUAAUAUAGUCACAUUAAAGUACCGUUCAAAGUACCGUUCUUCGCGGUGGUAGUAUCAUGAUGGACGCCGCUCUAGAGCGAACUCAAAGUGACAACAUAGAGUUCAUCUAUCGUCGCUGCUACUGUCGUUAAGACCGGGGAAAUGGCCCCGGCAGGCAUUAACUGUUUCGAACGGAGUAUCCGUGCCUGUAUCAUCAUCCUGCUAGCACCGACUGUACGUGAGAUACUGCUGUAGCCGCUAACUCGGAACAUACCUCGGUCAUUCUACCGAAGUGCUUAGAGAGCUUCUCGAUGACGAGGCUGUACGGAAGGUGUUGCGUUAAUUUCCUAAAGAAGUGAUUAGUUUCAGUGUACAAAUUUAGUGGUCACGGAGAUUUGAUACCUUCGAGGCUGUACGUUCAAUG
This is a messenger RNA of Suillus paluster, 1257 nucleotides long. RefSeq names its product UBC-like protein. The record is from RefSeq and is a predicted model, not a curated record. Lineage: Eukaryota; Fungi; Basidiomycota; Agaricomycetes; Boletales; Suillaceae. Bases 95 to 763 code for a protein of 222 amino acids. The transcript is spliced from 6 exons.